GUGAUGGGUGCGAUGCACCUCCAUGAGCUGUCGGUCGACACGAAGCUUCCACUCGACCAUUUUGUGAUGUUCUCGUCCGUCGCAUCUCUGUUUGGCAACUUGGGGCAGUCCAACUACUCUGCGGCCAACUCGUGUCUGGACGCCCUGACUGAGUACCGCCGAUCUAAGAAGCUCGCCGCCCAGAGCAUCCAGUGGGGACCGUGGACAGAACAGGGCAUGGCGGCCGACCUCUCACAAUAUUUGGACAAGGUCGGCGUGCGCGGCAUCACCAACGAGCUCGGCCUUCGGGUGCUCGGCGACGUCAUGAGGCAUUCUGAUAGUGUGGGAGUGACGUGCUGCCAGGCUCUCGUGUGGCACACGUUCCUCUCCAAGUACGACGUCAUCCCGCCCUUCUUUGAGACGGUGGCGUCGGCUGCCACGGGAGGCGCGGCUGCAGGCGUGUCCGCCGAGCUGCGCAGCAUGGAUGCAGCGGCCCUCAAGGAGCACAUCCACAAGGCAGUCGUGGAGACGGCUGCGACGGUCCUCGGCAUGACGGAAGCGCCGCCUCUGGAUUCCCCUCUGCAGGAGCUGGGCAUCGACUCACUCGGCGCUGUCGAAUUCCGCAACGCCCUGUCCUCCAAGAUUGGCGUCAAGCUGCCCGCCACCACUCGGUUCGACUACCCGACGCUCAACGCCAUCAUUGGCUUCAUCUACAGUGAGGUCUCCGGCGGGCUGGGCCGCGAACGCCUCGACAACCCUGUCUCUUCCACGUGGAAGCGCGAGCCCUUCGUAUGGGACACUAUGGAGGUGAAAAUGCAGAAGAGGAUGCAGAAGGCUGCCAAGAGCCUUCGCCAGCGACCGGCCAAGCCCAGCGGAUCUGACGGCGAUGCCUCCACUGUCGCCUCGCCGUCAGACGAUGCCAAGGCCAUCCCUCUGGACCCUCAGGAGCUCCUCGACAUGGCGCGGCAACAGACAGGACUCGAGCAGCUGGUGGGCUCCGAGGAAGAUGUGCUCGCGGCUGCUGAUGUCUUGCUGAAGUCGGCCCUGCCGGAGGGCAAGGACAUGUCCUUCCUGGGCAAGUUCCUGCUGAGCCAAAGGGUCCGCCAGGCCUUCUGCAACCUGCUGUACAUGGCCGACAGGGCCCACAGCCACCCCGCCAUCCUUCGCCAGCAAAUAGAGCAGCCCAUCUUCGUUGUGGGCUUCGACCGAGUCUCCGUGUCACUCGUGCAGCAGUUGCUGGCCUGCGAUGAGGCCAACCGGGCACCGACAUUCAGCGAGAUGCUAUACCCAUUCGGCGAGCAGGGCGAGUACGUGCAGGGUGCAUCCCCCCAAGAGGUGAGUGAGUGGACGUACGUUAUUGAGGGCUAAAUGGUGUUCAUGUGCAUGACCUCAAUGCUGAUCGUCUGUCUGUCUGUCUGACUUGUGUCUGUCCGUCCA
Vitrella brassicaformis is the source of this 1416-nucleotide messenger RNA. NCBI's taxonomy places the organism in Eukaryota, Vitrellaceae. The record is from the annotation of a GenBank genome assembly.